GAUUAUUUAUUGUGAAUGUGAAAUUGGAAUUAUUGUUAUCAUUUUGCCACAGCAAUGAAUAUUUACCAUGACUGUUUACAACUAUACGUAAGAAUUUGAAUAUAAUUAUUACAUUAAACAACUUUUUUAAACAUAAAUAGUGACCCUGUUAUGGAAAGACCAAAUAAUAACUUCAGCGACAUGAGUCGAAGAGCCGGAGAAAUAUUUAGACGCAUAAAUAGGCUAACAGACGGCCCUUUGACGAGGAAAAAGCUAGUAAUAUUAAUCUUAGUGCUAAUAUUCUUAUUGCUUUACAUUGGACCAACUAUUAUGAACUCGCUCUUCAAUACUGAGAGUUCCUUGACGAGCAACCAAAACCUCUGUCAUCGGACCUUUUUGAACCCUUUCCAAGAUGCUCUUAGUGAUUACGAUGCCUAUUUAAGGCUGGAAUCAACAGCAACAUUGUCGUCAUUAAGUCACAAUUAUGUGCCUUAUGUAGGAAAUGGUAUGUUAGGACUUGCACUGGAACAUGAUUCUCAUUUAAACAUCAAAUUUGGAAGAACAUUGUCAUUACCAGUCUAUUAUCAUCCGUUGUAUAUAGUAGAUGAUUUAGAUAUGAAAGAAUCAACUCUAGUAGAUUAUAAAAAAGGUGUUGUGCAUAGAUUUCAGUGCAGCAGUACUGGCUUGCAUGUGUCUUACCAAUAUUAUGCACAUAGGACUAUUCCAUCAUUAUUCGUUCAAGAAAUCUUAAUAAACAAUCCUCUGAAUGCACCUAAAAGCCUACACUUAACUAUACCUAGAUUGUCAGAUUGGUCGACAUCUGUUAAGCAAACUAUAAAACUACAUCAAGGUGUUGAUGCAAAGGAAUAUGAAGUAGUGACAGGUAUGAUAACACUACCAGAAAGUGAAAAUGUCAUUGCAGUGUCUGUUGUUUGUAGAAAAUUAAAUAAUAUUGUACAAGUUGAAGCAAGGGAUGGCUUAGAUCUUUUAAUUCUUACUACAAUACAAUAUAGUAAGCCUAUUAAAAGAUCCGAUUAUGCAAAGCAAAAAGAUAUUGUUGAAAAGAAAGCAAUUUCAGAAAUGGAAAAUGUCAUUGCACUAACGGGCGAUAGAACUGCUGUAAGGCGGUUAAGAGAAAACCACACUAGAGUUUGGCAAGGUUUAUGGUAUACUGGCUUUUAUAUAUCUGAUUCAAAAGCUGCUGGCGUUGUUAACGGAGACCGCAUUAAUGCAACUAUAUAUGCUAUCCUAUCACAAGUAAGGAGCUAUGAACACGAAGAUCAUAUAAAGUUGGACAAAAAAACAGAAAUCCUUCGAACUCUUACAUAUUCUGAAGGAUGUUAUGAAGGAUAUUCUACACUAGAUGCAUUUAACUUAUGGAAACCAUUGAACAGUCUCACAAACUUAAAUACAGUCGCAAGUAUAUGGCUCUUAACGUUGGAGAAGCAAGGCUGUCAUAAUCUAUUGAAAGCUGGUGCAAGUGGAGUGAAUCAAGCUAUGGUUCUCAGUUUCGGUAGCUUAAGAUUUAGUAACCAACAUCUAGAAUACAACAUUCACCCCUCGAAAUUGCAUAGAGACUUUCUAUUCCGUAGAAUAAAUUAUGGGAAUAUGACUCAUGUUAAUAUAAGUGUGAUAUUACAGGAAGACAAUAAAGCAGCUAUAUUUGUUGCUUUGGAUCGCUCUGACAAAACAUAUUACGCUUGUGAUGCCGGUUGCUUGGAUUCACCGGUACAACUAGGGCCUUAUAGAAAGUAUUUCCCAGUGAAAUUAACCGAACCUUUAACUGCUAUAUUGUAUAUAACAGCUGACAAACAACACAUGGAAGAUUUGAGACAUGCAAUUCAUGUACAUGAAGUUGUUGAGGCUCCAGCUCAUGAGCAUCACGUAAUUGCAUUACAUAGGCAUGGACACUCCCUCGGUGGCCUCAACCCCUUAUUCUGGGUGUCCAUAAUAGUGUUAAUAGUGAUGUUCCAUUUAUUCCUCUGUAGGAUAAUUAUGAAUGAAUUCUGCGAUAGUGGCACAAGUAUUAGUUACAAGAGAUUGUAUAAUAAAGCUUAAAUUGAUUAUAAGAUUUAUUUAAACAUGAAUAUUGUUCAUCGGUUUUUGCCAGCUUCAGUAUUCAGUGUUUAUAAGGGAUAUGGAAAUAAUGAGCUAAGACAGCUGGCAUGUUUUAACCAAGUUAAUAAAUUAAAAUAUUCAAAGCUGAUUAUUUUAUGGUUGGGAGCUGCUUAUGCUGAUUAAAGUUUAUAAUAAAAAUGUAGCGAACCUGACUAAUACAGCAAAACUUUGUUACAGCAUGCUGUUAGUUGGGUUAAGAGAUAGGAUGCUACAAAUUUUUUUUGCUUCUGCAACACUGCCAUGUAGUGCAUAAUAUUUGUUUAAGCAUUCAAAGCAGUUAUAGAUACUGGAAACAUAAAUGCUUAAAAAAAAUGAAAUCCAUUCAAUGAUUGAAAUGAAUCACAUUUUUGAUCAAUAGUCAUUUGUAAUUAAAUACAUUUAUAAAAUUCAUUAAACAUCUAUCAUUACUACUAUGGUAUUUCAUUAUAUAUGUAAAUAUUGUUAAAAUGUUGUUUGUUUCUUGAUCUCUAAAAUAAAUAGACUUUUUUAUAACAAAAAUAGAUUAAUAAAAUUUGCGCAAAUCUCUUUGUCUAACUCUAAAUAGGUACAGUGUUUGUUAUUGAAAUCUUAUUUUGAACCAAUGUUUUUGUAAAGUUUAAUUGAAUAUUCAAGUAAAAUAUUGAUUAUAAAUAUUUAUUUAAUGAUAGUUAUUUUAUAAAUUGUACAUAUUUGUAUGCUAAAUGGAUAUAGUUAUAUUGUUAUAAGAUUGUGGCGUAUAUUUUUAAAUAAAAUGGCAAUUGUAU
This is a messenger RNA of Nymphalis io (European peacock), 2840 nucleotides long. RefSeq lists its product as uncharacterized. The transcript has a single exon. The record is from RefSeq and is a predicted model, not a curated record. Lineage: Eukaryota; Metazoa; Arthropoda; Insecta; Lepidoptera; Nymphalidae. The coding region runs from base 151 to 2037 and encodes 628 amino acids.